This is a messenger RNA of Elephantulus edwardii (Cape elephant shrew), 1338 nucleotides long. RefSeq names its product cholinergic receptor, nicotinic, beta 3 (neuronal) (gene CHRNB3). Lineage: Eukaryota; Metazoa; Chordata; Mammalia; Macroscelidea; Macroscelididae. The transcript is spliced from 4 exons. Gene Ontology annotation, cellular component: synapse; postsynaptic membrane; neuron projection. Bases 1 to 1338 code for a protein of 445 amino acids. Gene Ontology annotation, biological process: nervous system process; chemical synaptic transmission; regulation of membrane potential. The record is from RefSeq and is a predicted model, not a curated record. Gene Ontology annotation, molecular function: transmembrane signaling receptor activity; acetylcholine-gated monoatomic cation-selective channel activity.
AUGAGAGGAACAACAGAAGUUCAGUGGCCACGCAAGCAGCAGCAGGCAGAGACUGGUCGAGAAAGCAGAGCUACAGUGGGCAGCUUCUGCACGAGGGAGUGGAGCAGCAGUGGUGGCAGCCUCAAGACAGAGCGGAGCAGUGGCAGCAGAACUCAAAAUCUAGUACAUUGUAUUUUCAAAAUAAAAUUGCAUUACAAUAAUUUCAUACAGGAAUGGACAGACCACAAAUUACGCUGGAAUCCUGAUGAAUAUGGUGGAAUUCAUUCCAUUAAAGUGCCAUCAGAAUCUCUCUGGCUUCCUGACAUAGUUCUCUUUGAAAAUGCUGAUGGACGUUUUGAAGGCUCCCUCAUGACAAAAGUCAUCGUGAAUUAUAACGGAACUGUCAUUUGGACCCCUCCUGCCAGUUACAAGAGCUCAUGCACCAUGGAUGUCACCUUUUUCCCAUUUGAUCGACAGAACUGCUCCAUGAAGUUUGGGUCCUGGACUUAUGAUGGCACCAUGGUUGACCUCAUUUUGAUAAAUGAGAACGUUGACAGAAAAGACUUCUUUGACAACGGAGAAUGGGAAAUACUAAAUGCAAAAGGGAUGAAGGGAAACAGAAGAGAGGGUCUGUAUUCAUACCCAUUUAUUACUUACUCUUUUGUGCUGAGACGUCUGCCUUUGUUUUAUACCCUUUUUCUGAUCAUCCCUUGCCUGGGGCUGUCUUUCCUAACAGUUCUUGUGUUCUAUCUACCUUCUGAUGAAGGCGAAAAGCUUUCGUUAUCGACAUCUGUUUUGGUUUCCCUAACGGUUUUUCUUUUAGUGAUUGAGGAAAUAAUCCCAUCUUCUUCAAAAGUCAUUCCUCUCAUUGGAGAAUAUCUGCUGUUCAUUAUGAUUUUUGUUACCCUGUCAAUCAUCGUGACCGUUUUCGUGAUUAAUGUUCACCACAGAUCUUCCUCAACGUACCACCCCAUGGCCCCCUGGGUUAAAAGACUGUUUCUUCAAAAACUCCCUAAAUUACUUUGCAUGAAGGACCAUGUUGAUCGGUACUCUUUCCCAGAUAAAGAGGAAAGUAAGACAACGGUGAAAGCUAAAGUCCUGGAAAAAAAGAAAAGGAAACAAAUGAGUGAUGGAGAAAAAGUUCUGAUUGCUUUCUUGGAAAAGGCUGCUGAUUCUAUUAGGUACAUUUCAAGGCAUGUGAAGAAAGAGCAUUUUAUCAGCCAGGUAGUUCAAGACUGGAAAUUCGUAGCUCAAGUUCUUGACCGAAUCUUCCUGUGGCUCUUUCUCGUAGUGUCUGUUACAGGCUCCAUCUUGAUUUUCACACCGGCUUUGAAAAUGUGGCUGCAGAGCUACUACUAG